Platichthys flesus (European flounder) is the source of this 3377-nucleotide messenger RNA. RefSeq names its product sp2 transcription factor (gene sp2). Gene Ontology annotation, biological process: regulation of transcription by RNA polymerase II. The record is from RefSeq and is a predicted model, not a curated record. NCBI's taxonomy places the organism in Eukaryota, Metazoa, Chordata, Actinopteri, Pleuronectiformes, Pleuronectidae. The coding region runs from base 108 to 1907 and encodes 599 amino acids. Gene Ontology annotation, molecular function: DNA-binding transcription factor activity, RNA polymerase II-specific; RNA polymerase II cis-regulatory region sequence-specific DNA binding. The transcript is spliced from 8 exons.
GAAUUCAAACAUUGGUGUUUAUCUGUGUUUCUACUGCGCUAAACGGGGAUUCGACACCGGGACGCGGCGCCGGACGCGAUGUGCCACGAGCCGAACAACAGGACAGUAUGGCCACCACUGUUGCUGUCAGUCCCAGUGAAUACCUCCAGCCCUCCACCGCUUCCACACAAGACACCCAGCCCUCUCCUCUGGCCCUCCUGGCUGCGACCUGUAGUAAGAUCGGCCCCCCCGCUGCUCAGGCUCCCGUCACAUCUCCUCCAUCUCAGCCGCAGCCUCGCAGGCUCCUCCCCAUAAAGCCGGCUCCGAUCGCCCCGGCGCCGCCCAAGAACCUGGGCUUCCUCUCAACCAAGGGCAAUGUCAUCCAGCUCCCUGCCGGCCUGGGCUCCACGGCCCCCGGGAGCCCCAUCGUCCUCACCAUCCAGCAGAGCCCGGCUCGCAGCAACACCUCGGCCCCCGGCAACAUCCAGUACCAGGUGGUGCCGCAGAUGCAGGGCCCCCAGACUAUUCAGAUGAUGCCGCAGGGGGGGCAGUUCCAGCUCAUACCCGGCACCAACCAGGCCAUCCUCACCACUCCAAUGACUGUACCGGCCCCCGCGGCCGCCACCGCUCCGGUCACGCCACAGAAGACUGUCGCCAUCAAGCCGUGUCCGAAGUCGCGGAGGCCGAACCACUCGGCUGCUCACAUGGUGCAGCUGCCGGGGGGGCUCACGCUGCCGCUCAACGUGGCGACCGGAGAGGUGGGUGGGACUCAGAUCAUCACAGAGACGGCCACCCUCACUCCUGGAAAGGGACGACGAGGGAGGAGGAAGAAAGUGGUUCUGGCUUCACAAACUCCACUGUCUCAUCCUGCACAGGCCGCCUCCCCCCCCCCGGAGCAGAUGGAGACGAUCCUGAUCGAAGCCGGGGACAACAUCAUUCAGGCUGGAAACAACCUCCUGAUCGUGCAGAGUCCCGGGCAGCCUCCGAUGGUGCAGCAGGUCCAGCUGGUGCAGCCCAAACAGGAUUCUCAAAUGGUUCAGAUCCCGCAGCAGGCACUGAAGGUGGUGCAGGCCGCCUCCGCCACUCUGCCACCCGUCCCACAGAGACAGCCGGCCCCCACCAACCUGCAGGUCUCUCCCACAGAUCCAUCACCAACACAGAUCUUCUUCAAAACGGCGUCUGGUGAUUGGCAGUCGGUUCUGCUCCAGGACUCCGUCUCCACAACAACAACCACCUCCACCACGUCGGUCGCCACCGCGACGACUUCGCCGCCGGCCGGCACCAAGAGGACGCUGGCGGGGGGGCGGAAGGAGAGGACUCUGGCAAAAAUUGCCCCAGCGGGGGGGAUGAUGGCGCUGAACCCGUCGCAGCUCCCCUCGGCUGCGCAGGCGGUGCAGACGAUCAGCAUCAACGGGGUCCAGGUGCAGGGAGUUCCUGUCACCAUCACCAACGCGGGGGGCCAGCAGCACCUCACCAUGCAGGCCAUGCAGGGCGGGGGGCUCCAGCUGGCGGCGCAGGGCCAGGCCGCCAUCCAGGUGGACCAGACGCUGACCCUGGAGCUGCCCGGUCAGCCAGGAGAGAAGAAGAGACGCAUGGCCUGCACCUGCCCCAACUGCAAAGACGCAGACAAGAGGCCCGGGGAGGUCGGGAAGAGGAAGCACAUCUGUCACGUCCCCGGCUGUGAGAAGACGUUCAGGAAGACGUCUCUGCUCAGAGCUCACGUCCGGCUGCACACCGGCGAGAGGCCCUUCGCCUGCAACUGGGUUUUCUGUGGGAAACGCUUCACGCGCAGCGACGAGCUGCAGCGGCACGCCAGGACGCACACAGGAGACAAGCGCUUCGAGUGCAGCCAGUGUCAGAAACGCUUCAUGAGGAGCGACCACCUGACGAAGCAUUACAAGACGCACAUAAACACCAAGAACCUGUGAGCGCACCGUGCACCCCGCGUGCACACACACAAACUCAAGACUGUGUUAGUGGAGCUGCAGAGGGGGCGAGGGGAGACUGAGACUUAUCCCAUACUGGGAAAUACUCCAAAAACCAGUUCCCCGUGUCUCCGCUCAUUCCUCUAGGACGCUGUGUGGUGUGCAGAGACUUCUAACUGACCCAGCACAUUUAACAACAGUAGAUCAUUUUUGUUUGUGUUAUUUUCCCGUCUGGUCCGAGCGGAGGCCUGAACGUGUGAAGUGACUCGAAGAGGAGUCUCCAGACGCAGAGGCACCACUCUGCCGGCUUAUUUAUGAACUUCUUUGGUAGAAGAGUAAUUCAGACUCCCUCACCUGAGGCCACAGGACUCACUGCUUCACUUUGGGUUUUUUCUCACCCACAAAUCAUUCUCCACUUGUUGUUUUUUUCGUGGAACAUCGGGAACUCUGACAAAUUGUCUGUGAAGAAGCAAAAAAAAAAGAAUUUGACGCAGUGUUUUAUAAAUUUACCAAAAACUUAUUUUAUCUGGAAAUGAUCUAUUUGUGUUUUAGCAGAAGUUUUUUUUUUUUGCUGAUUUACCCCCAAAAAAAGUUGGGGACCACAAAACUUCUUCAGUUUACAUUGGCUAUUUUUAAAGUGUGUAUAUGCGUAUUAUUAUACAUAAUAUUAAUAAUGAUUAUAAACUAUUUAUAUCUUUUUUUCAUACAGUCGUUACAAAUUGAUUUGGAAUAGGAUUGACAUAAAAUCGAAAGAGACUAAAUGAGAAAGUUGAGAACAAGAUGUUAAAACAAUAAGAAAGAAAGAGGUUGGGAACUCAGUGGAGAAGAAACGAGUUCAGAAAGAUUUCUGACUCUGGAUCAGUUUCACCGUUCGGGGCCAGAAGUCACUGUGCCUUAAAAGUUGUCAUUAACAUUUUAAAAUCAUUUUUCAAACAAACCACAAAGAGAUUCUGGACUUUGGAUAAGUUUGGUGAUGACUUGGUGAAGAGCAAAGUUCUGAAUGUGACAAGAAGAUGGAACAAAUGUGAAGUUUGUAAAUGUUCCAGACGGGGACCGGACCCAGAUGGUUAAAGAAUACGUAGAAAUGUAGAUUGUCCUGAAAACACCGUCUGGUUGCUCAAGGGUCCGUGGCAGCGUCGUGGAGAAAGUUUCAACUUUGAAUUUACAGAAAGUAUUUUUAGGCUUUUGUACAGGCUUGAGUUUUAAUUGGAUAAUAACAGGACCUGGUCCUGGCAGUGAACCAGGCUGGGAUGGUAUUAAACGUGAGGGGGGGUUUACAGGACAGACUAGUAACCGGUGAGAUAGUUCCAGGUUGAAUUCUGUUUGAUAGAUUUGACACACGUGGCAGCUGUACUAACAACCUGUCACGUAUGAAACAUGUGUACUACCUACAGUUCUCUACGUUCAGAGAAACACUGCAACCAUAUUCAACUCAGUGCAGCGUCUUCAUUUCCUGUGUGAUCGGGGGGGGGG